This is a messenger RNA of Cylicocyclus nassatus, 1352 nucleotides long. Lineage: Eukaryota; Metazoa; Nematoda; Chromadorea; Rhabditida; Strongylidae. The record is from the annotation of a GenBank genome assembly.
GUACAGCCCACCUCCUCGCCGCCGCCGCCGCCGUCGUCGUCGCCUGGUAGUCGCCCGGGGCCCCGUCAUGUGGGCGCAGCUCUGACGAGGAGAUGAAUGGAAGCACGAAAGGCGGCGGCCUUCGCAGCGACGGCACGCGUUUCCCGGCCAGAAGUCGUCUUGCGUCGCCUGUAUUCACACAGAAUGCGGUACGAGUUGAUCUACUUGAUCUACCUUCCACCUCGUCCACCGCCACGGCUGAACUCUCGAACUGUACUCGCGCGGCCAAUCCGCGAGUGUCGCAUCUUCGCUCCACGACCAGAACGUCGCAGCCGCUGAAUAAUGCGUUACCGGAAACGAAGCACGAGACAGUGGUUAACUACGACUUCACAGACGAUCCCGCUCCACCGGACAGUUGUUGUUGCGGAAAAGUAAAAAUACAGGUGGGCUGUCGCAUAAUAGCAGUCUGUUCGCUGCUAGCGAUCAUUGCCAAUGCGGUACUGUAUUUCUUCGGUAUUCCACGGUUAGGUCUCAGUGGAACAAUAGAGAUCUUUUUGCUCAUUGUCGACUUUCUCACUGUAUUCUUUUUAUUCCUGGGACUUUCAAAGCAACGAGCUGGUCUACUCAAGCCAUACCUGUUUUUCAAUUCCCUCUGGACAUUGUGCCUUUGUUUAUUGCUAAUUGUAUGCUUGUGGAGACUCAUCAAAGGUGCUGAACUUUCAAACAAUAUUCUAUCAAACUUGCAAAACAUUCGAGCACAGCCGAUGGAGCCAUUGGAAGACGACUACCACCAUCAUCGACUCCAUCCCACAUCAUCUGCCUCUUCUGGAGUGUCGAGCCUCGUAACAGCAGCGGUGAUGCUCGGACUCGUCGCAAUCAUUAUCGUUGACGGCUUCUUUGUGCAUAUUGUCUAUCGUACAUUCCACUUCUUCGCUUAUCAAGAAGAUAAGGCUAAGGAGCACAGAAACAAUCAGACGAUGUCAACAUCGCUGUAAAAGACACUCGUACAAAGAGCAUGUCUCUCUCUGGGAUGAACCAUUUUUGAGUCCGUGAGCGGACUAGAGGCGGAGAAGAAAGAAAAAGCGAGAAAAAUCCUUUGAAAUCGCUGCUCUCUACAAAUUUAUGCAGAAGUCGCUGAUGGCCUAGGAUGCAGUGAGCAAGUCCUCCUUUUUCCUGAAUCUUGAUAAAACUUCCCUUUUUCCAUUUUUUUGUGUUAAACCUCAAUCAAUUGUCUUUCAUUCUUGUCCAGAAUAUGUUCUGAACUGCACACCUCUGAUCUCUUAUUGUACCUCUGAGACUUAAUUUCUCGUGAUGUGUAUCUCUCUUGCGAACUUCGGGUCACACACAACCAUAUACUAACUGUGUUUAUCGCC